Molecule: messenger RNA, 1926 nt
Organism: Stereum hirsutum FP-91666 SS1
Lineage: Eukaryota; Fungi; Basidiomycota; Agaricomycetes; Russulales; Stereaceae
Exons: 2
Coding region: 43-1665 (540 amino acids)
Source: RefSeq, a predicted model, not a curated record
CAAACUCUCACUCCGUUGAAGGAAAGGAACGGCCAGGAAAACAUGCCUCCAAAAUCCCACAGACCAGGUCUCCCCCGCACGCAUUCCCGCACGUCUUCGACGGGCUCUUCGUCUAGAGCGGGGGCGUUCGGUAAUCUACAGUUGACGCAGAAGGAGCCGGGGCCGAGCAACAAUGUGAAUGCGAAUGGGAAUUUGAACGGUGGUGGCAAGGUUGAUAAAGCAAGACGGAAUGGCCAUGCUCAUGCUCAUGAUGCAAGCGUAGUCCAUCUCAGAACCUCGAACAGUGCCCAGCGCAUCCACUCCCGCGAGCACAUCGCCAACGCCCCUCCCAAACGCGCGCCCCUCGCCGCCCACCUCCACACCAUCACCACCAACAACACCACCAACAACACUACUAAUGCCCAUGGACGUCCGCCCACCAACGGGAGACACAAAGCCGGCUUCACACUCGCCAGCACCGGUUCCGCGAGCGACGAUGACGACGCGUGGGUAUCGAGCGAAAGCGGCGCUGCGACGCCUGAUCGGAAUGCUAGCGCCGGUUCGGAUGGUGAAGAGGAAGAUGAUGAUGAGGAGGAGGAGGAUGAUGAGCAGGUCACGACGCCGCUUGAGAGGAGUAGGCGGAAUGCUGCGAUGAUGAAUGAUGCGAUUAAUGAGAAGGUGCCGGGGACACCGAGAGGCGUGGGGUCACCACCAACGCCUACGACUGAGCGCGGAGAACCUAGCGUUGUGUUUCCGAAUACUACUGCAAAUGUGGCUCCUAUUCCUGAUCAACAACUCCUGCCCCCCCGUGAAGAGCCAGCUCGUCGCGUGUCGGAUCUUCAGCAGAGGCCUCAACCGCCACAGUCAUCCGAGCCAGACAGCAAGCCUACGAAUGGGAAGACUACCUCCUCUCCUCCGUCACCGCAGGUCCCAGAUAACACGCGAGCCAACCGACAUUCGUACCACGCCAGCACCCGACCGCCAUUCACGCGUGCUCCCUCGACACAUUCCACACGCUCCGUGACGUCCGCCAAAGACCCACACGCACAUCUCCGCCCCCAUCCACUCAUUCGCGGGCAGUCCUACGGGCACGCACAUCUCGCACCCUUGACGAUCACCUCCGACCCCGCUCGCGCACAGCUUUCAGCGUCUCCUUCGCCCCCACGGUCCCGCGUCGCUUCGGAUUCUGUAUCAUCUUCGCCGACGAGUAUCAAGACUUCGCGCGCUUCGCCUGUCGUUACGUCGCCCUCGAACAAUCCCUACCGCCGCGACUCUGUCUCUUCCGCCAGAUCAGUCGCGACGCUCCCCGUCCAACCUCUCACCUCCCUCGCUUCCGCCUCCUUCGAAACUUCGAACGGCGGCUCUUCUUCCUCCAAUCGCCCCACACACGACCGUACACGAACGCUUUCCACCCUCUCCACGUCCUCAUCCAUGACCGCGCUCUCCUCGCUCGCUCAUAUCCCCGGAACGGGCUCAUCAUCGAAACACCAUCAGCAGCAGUCGGCCCAGCAGUAUGUGAUUUCGCAUUUCCCGAAACAGGGACGGGAUGAGGGCCCGGAGUGGAUACAUCCGCUUUUGCCGGCACCGUAUAUCGCGCCGCAUGUGUCGUUGUUGGCAUAUCGGAAUCCGAUUGGGGAUUCGUUUGAGACGGUGUCGAGGGCGAAGAUGAGGGUGGGGAGGCGGUAGUGCGGUAGUGCGGUCUAUUGAGGUGUGGGUGGUGUGAUUUGCAAGUUUGUUUGUGCUUUGUGCUUUUAUUUUCUACCGUUCUGCGUACAUAUUUGCUCCGGGCGACACCCCCCCCCCUCCAUAAGCCCGUAAUUUGGCUUCUUCCCUUCUGCACCUAUCGCAUCCAUACAGUCCCGAUUUUUCUUUCCUUUUUCUUUCUGCUCUCUCUCUCUAUCCCGUCUACAAUUGCCCUUUGCCGCACACAUACUGCUCCGGACAUCC